AUGUACGAAACCGCUAAAAAUGCUAAAGCAAAUAAAGGUACAUGUUUGCAAUUAGCUAUUCACGCUUGGGAGUCAAUUGAGAUCUUAUUAUACAUUCUCGGAGUUUCCGUACCAAGUCCUGCGUUUGAUCGAGCUGUUGAUAUUUUAACAGAUACUCUUUCAACUGGAGUUGAUCUUUUGAAAAAAUAUGUUGACACAACACCAAUUAUUCGAACAAUUUUAAAUCGACUUUUAUUUGCAAUGGUUGCUUAUACAUUUGGAUGGUUAAAUAAAAUUCAAACUCGACAAGGAAUUACUUUACCAUUAGUUGAACAAAAAAAUCAGACAACAUAUUAUCCAACAACACAAACACGAUUUCUGAAUCUUUCUUAUUGA
Adineta ricciae is the source of this 375-nucleotide messenger RNA. The record is from the annotation of a GenBank genome assembly. Lineage: Eukaryota; Metazoa; Rotifera; Eurotatoria; Adinetida; Adinetidae.